UUCCAGCGAGGCAAGAGCAUCUACUCAUCAUGGGCAAUAUCUUUGGCAACCUGUUGAAGAGCCUGAUAGGGAAGAAGGAGAUGAGGAUUCUGAUGGUGGGUCUGGAUGCUGCAGGGAAAACCACCAUCCUCUACAAACUUAAGCUGGGGGAGAUAGUCACCACUAUCCCAACAAUUGGUUUCAAUGUUGAGACAGUGGAGUACAAGAACAUCAGCUUCACAGUAUGGGAUGUUGGUGGCCAGGACAAGAUCCGCCCCCUGUGGAGGCACUACUUCCAGAACACCCAGGGUCUGAUCUUUGUGGUGGACAGCAAUGACCGAGAGCGGGUGAACGAAGCCCGGGAGGAGCUCAUGAGGAUGCUGGCUGAGGACGAGUUGCGGGAUGCCGUUCUUCUUGUCUUUGCCAACAAACAAGACCUGCCCAAUGCCAUGAAUGCUGCAGAGAUCACAGACAAGCUGGGGCUGCACUCCCUACGUCACCGUAACUGGUACAUUCAGGCCACCUGCGCCACAAGUGGGGAUGGUCUCUACGAGGGCCUCGAUUGGCUGGCCAAUCAGCUGAAGAACAAAAAGUGAGGGGUCCAAUCAGUAGAGAGUGGGGAAGAGCCUGGGUGCCAGCUUCAGGUAGUGGUUAUAGUUGAUCCAUUGUGUUUACAUGGAGAGGUAGCGCUGGAGACCUCCCAGGGGUGACUCUCAAUGGCUUUCUCCCCCAAACUCCUGUUUUGUUCCCCUGUUUUCAUUUAUUUGAUUUUAUUUGAUUGGAUCUGCAGUGACUAUUUUUAAUUGCUCCAAAACCACAAAAAUGAAUGACAUUUUAUUAGCUGAAUGCAUAACUAAUGGGAUAUAUUAAUAUACGGCAUUCUAAAGGUGUGGAAGUUUUCCCCAAUUUUUAAUCUCUGUGACCUUUUUAUUUGUUCAGAGUGUUGGUAAAUGGAAAAUCGAGACAAGCGGGCAGUGCAAUCUUGUGUGAACGAACUUGUCCACUGACACUUUAAACUUAAUGUAAAUGAUAAAGAAUGUCAUGAUUUCAGUACAGUAAACUACAGUAAACUAUCACAUUGUGUAGUAAACAUUAUACCGGUUAAGAUCAACUUGUCAUUCCUAGUAAACACCAGUGUUUUAGCAACAGCAAUUAAUGCAUUUCAGAGAGGAAUUUUGAUUUAUUAUCAAAAAUCCAAACAAAUUUAAUUUGGAUUGCAUUUAGAAUUUGUUCAAAUGACACUGACAUUUCAGAUUGUCUUGAGUAAGUUAAACAUAUUUUAUUUUUGUCAGCAUAAUUUAUUUAUUUGUUUGUUUGUUGAUGUUUAUUUAUCUAUUUAUUUAAAGUGUCAUGCUAUUGUUGCGAUGUGCAUUCACUACCAAGAAAGCCGGUGACAAAAGUACUCCUCGUAAUCAUGUAUGUAUUACUGCUAAUCAGUUUGCAUGGAGGCAUCCCGUUAUUGGUUCAUACACUAACCGAGGUUAGAAACUGUUUUAAACUAACUCUAUAGGCCAUUGCUGUAAAAAAAACAA
Messenger RNA from Lampris incognitus (smalleye Pacific opah), 1511 nucleotides. It is a transcript of the gene arf3a, whose product is annotated as ADP-ribosylation factor 3a. The record is from RefSeq and is a predicted model, not a curated record. Gene Ontology annotation, cellular component: plasma membrane; cytoplasm. Gene Ontology annotation, biological process: vesicle-mediated transport; intracellular protein transport. Lineage: Eukaryota; Metazoa; Chordata; Actinopteri; Lampriformes; Lampridae. Gene Ontology annotation, molecular function: GTPase activity; GTP binding. The transcript is spliced from 4 exons. Bases 30 to 575 code for a protein of 181 amino acids.